AUGUCGGAUUUAGAACCCCACGUUAUCGACCGCCCCUCUUCGGCAGAGAUCCAUGCCACCGUCAAGAAUCUGAUACAGAAUCUGGUCAAUAUUAAAGAUGAGACGGGGAAAUUUCUUCUACAUUUGUCUGAUGGUCGUGUAAUUGACACAAAAUCAUGGAAUGGCUGGGAGUGGACGCACGGGAUCGGCCUCUACGGAAUCUGGAAAUACUACGAACUGACCGGAGAGCCAUCUCUUCUCGCUAUAAUUGAAAACUGGUUUGCCGACCGCUUUGCUGAAGGAGGUACCACCAAAAAUAUCAAUACGAUGGCCGUGUUUCUUACGCUCGCCUACGUUUACGAGAAAACCAGAAACCCGAUCUAUCUUCCAUGGUUGGAUACAUGGGCUGAAUGGGCGCUUCACGAGCUUCCUCGAACGAGAUACGGCGGAAUGCAACACAAAACUUACGCGAUGGAGCAUCGACAGCAACUUUGGGAUGACACUUUGAUGAUGACAGUUCUACCGCUAGUCAAAAUCGGCAAACUACUUGGGCGCCAAAAUUAUAUCAUUGAGGCUAAAAAGCAGUUACUUAUUCAUAUCAAAUACCUCUGCGAUCCAAAAAGUGGUUUAUUCUUUCACGGCUGGACAUUUGAAGAGGGAGGACACAACUUUGCUAGAGCCUUAUGGGCUCGUGGUAAUAGUUGGAUUACCAUUGUAAUUCCAGAAAUCAUUGAGCUGAUGGAUCUCUUGCCCUCGGAUCCGCUCCAUUCAUUUCUUCAAGACACACUUGAUGCUCAAUGCGAAGCAUUGCAACAGUUGCAAGAGUCGACUGGCUAUUGGCGCACCCUUUUGAAUCACAAUGACCCUGGAUCCUACAUUGAGGCAUCUGCUACUGCUGGGUUUGCUUUUGGAAUUUUGAAGGGAGUACGAAAGCGCUAUAUCGAUCAAAGAUACCGAAUUGUGGGAGAGAAAGCCAUAGCUGCUGUGCUAGACUCAAUUGAUCAGAACGGAGAAUUACAGAAUACUAGCUUCGGGACUGGGAUGGGCGAUACACUGGACCAUUACAGGAAUAUUGCAGUAACAGCGAUGCCGUAUGGACAGGCUAUGGCAAUGAUGGCUCUUGGAGAAUACCUGCGAUUGUACAUUUGA
Penicillium macrosclerotiorum is the source of this 1128-nucleotide messenger RNA. Its product is annotated as glycoside hydrolase family 88/105 protein. NCBI's taxonomy places the organism in Eukaryota, Fungi, Ascomycota, Eurotiomycetes, Eurotiales, Aspergillaceae. The coding region runs from base 1 to 1128 and encodes 375 amino acids. Gene Ontology annotation, biological process: carbohydrate metabolic process. The record is from RefSeq and is a predicted model, not a curated record. The transcript has a single exon.